Molecule: messenger RNA, 852 nt
Organism: Rotaria sp. Silwood2
Lineage: Eukaryota; Metazoa; Rotifera; Eurotatoria; Philodinida; Philodinidae
Source: the annotation of a GenBank genome assembly
AUGUGGAACGUAAUUCUCAAUUAUUAUUUAUGCAAACCAAAUGAAGCUCUAUUUUGUUUUAAUAAAUGUCGUCGUGAUAAACAAUAUGGUCGUCAAGCUGUUUAUGCUAUGGUUAAAAUUGUUUUAAAUCCUGAUAAUGAAAUAAUCUCAAAUGAAGAGGAUUGGAAACGAAAAUUACAAGGUCCUCGAUUUGAUGAAGCCAAAGCUUCUCAAGCAACAGCAUUUAAUUUACUUCAAAGUAUGGGUGAAGCAUCAAAUGAUAUUCGAUAUCGAGUAUUAGAAAAUUGGUGUUUGGGUCAUACAGGUGAAAAACAUAAUCUUGAACAAGCAACAGAAAAUCUUUCACAAAUUCUUAAUGAUCAUAAAGAUAAUGUUGGUGCCUUAUGUGCUAUAAGUGAAUGUUUUAUUGGAUUAAAAAAUGUUCAAAAAGCACGACAAUAUUUAAAAAAAACAACAAAAUUAGUUUGGAAUAUGGAUGAUGCCGAUGAAAUUGAACAAUGUUGGUUAAUGCUUGCUAUGACAUAUGUUCAAGCAACAAAAUAUGAUGAAGCACUUGAAUUAUGUAAAAAAGUUUUAAAUGUUAAUAAGUGUUCAACAAGAGCUUUAGAAAUUUUGGGAAUGAUGAAUGAACAAACUGGUGCACAUAAAGAUGCAGCAGAAAAUUAUGAACAAGCAUGGAAAUAUAGUAGAAAAAAUCAACCAUCAAUAGGUUAUAAAUUAGCAUUCAAUUAUCUCAAAUCAAAACGGCUUACAGAUGCUAUUGAUAUUGCACAUUUUAUUCUUCAACGAUAUCCAGAUAAUACACGUGUUCGAAAAGAUAUUCUUGAAAAAGCACGUCUAAUGCUUAAAUAA